Molecule: messenger RNA, 768 nt
Organism: Megalobrama amblycephala (Wuchang bream)
Lineage: Eukaryota; Metazoa; Chordata; Actinopteri; Cypriniformes; Xenocyprididae
Gene: ccl36.1
Product: chemokine (C-C motif) ligand 36, duplicate 1
Exons: 3
Coding region: 86-367 (93 amino acids)
Biological process (GO): neutrophil chemotaxis; positive regulation of GTPase activity; positive regulation of ERK1 and ERK2 cascade
Cellular component (GO): extracellular region
Molecular function (GO): CCR chemokine receptor binding; chemokine activity
Source: RefSeq, a predicted model, not a curated record
CCCUUCUACCUUUAAAGUCCACGGUGAAGUUUAUAGGGCAUUAUCCUGUUGUUAUCAGUAUUAUCUUGAAGCAAAAUCUGCAGCCAUGCGUCAAUAUUGUCUUUGUCUUUUUAUUGGACUUUUGGCCGUUGCAUUCCUCCAGUCUGGUGUACUGGCCAACAAUGCCAAUAUGCCAGGCGAAUGCUGUUUUAAGCAUUAUGCGAGAAAAAUCCCCAUCGGUAAAAUUACUUCCUACAUAGAAACAAGAAUGGAUUGCAGUAAGCCUGGAAUCAUUCUUGUCACACAGAAGAGUCUUCGUAUCUGUGUGGACCCUGAGCUGAGCUGGGUGAAGAGUACCAUUAAAAUGAUCGAUGAUCGUGAUUUUUAGUGAUGCAGCUGUGGCGAUGAUCGGCAUACUCAAAGGAGUGAUUUAACUUGUUUCUUAACUGAAGAAGUAGCUCAGUAACCUUCCUCCUAUGUUCUGUCAGUUUUUCUGUUUCAUCAUUAUCAUGAGGCAUCAUGACAAGUAACUGAAUGAUGUUUUCUGUUUGAGUUAAGCUUUUUUUUUUUUUUUUUUUUUUACAUUUGUCUUUUAAAUAUAAAAAAUGUUCUACCUUUCUACUGUAAUGUUACUUUUACUGGAAAGCAAUGCAUGUAAAAAGACAACAUGAUUUAUGAUUGUUCCAAUUUUUAACAUGUAGGCUUAAAAAAGAAAUUUGCUUUAACAAUAGUUGUCUUAUAUGAUGCUCUUAAUUCUAAUAAAAUAUAACAGAAGACAAAACCCCUUAA